Molecule: messenger RNA, 2502 nt
Organism: Arctia plantaginis
Lineage: Eukaryota; Metazoa; Arthropoda; Insecta; Lepidoptera; Erebidae
Source: the annotation of a GenBank genome assembly
AUGAAGGUUUGGGGAGCUCACGGCGAGUUUUGUGCAAGACACCAAUGGGAGGUUAUAGUCGCCACAUUAGCCUUAUUGGCCUGCGCUGCUAGCGUCGAAAGAAAUGGCCCAGGGAACAGAUCGGAACGAUGCGCUGGAUGGGCCAGAGCUUGCCCAGGAUUAGAAGCAGAAUACCAAGCAGCUGACGCUGUUAUUAUGACUUUUGUUCGAUGUGCAGCGCUCCUCUACGCUUACUAUCAAAUCUCAAACCUGCACAAAAUAGCUUCAAAGUAUCUUCUCAUCAUUGCCGGGGUGUUUUCAACUUUUGCCAGCUUUAUUUUUACAUCAGCUGUAGCCAGCUUGUUUUUUAACGAGCUGGCUAGCAUAAAAGACGCCCCGUUUUUGUUCUUACUAGUAGCUGAUGUUGCUCGGGGCGCCAGAAUGGCAAAAGCAGGCUGGUCGGCUGGAGAAGACCAAGGCAAAAGAGUCGGCAGAGCCUUAUCGUUACUAGGCCCUACAGCAACAUUAGACACUUUACUAGCUGUCCUGCUAGUCGGAGUAGGAGCUUUAUCUGGAGUUCCAAGACUAGAACAUAUGUGUACAUUCGCUUGUUUAGCCUUAUUAGUAGAUUAUUUAGUAUUCGUGACUUUUUAUCCGGCGUGCUUGUCCCUUGCUGCCGAUUUUGCGUCAGGACGAAAAGAGAUGUCUCCUGACAGUCCAUUCUCGGAAGCCGAUUUAAAACCGAACCCAGUUGUACAAAGAGUAAAAAUGAUAAUGGCCGCGGGUUUACUAUGUGUUCAUUUGACAAGCAGAUGGCCGUGGAGCGUGGAUAACGGGAUUAUUGAGGGUCCCACAGAUACAUUGACUCCUGCGACCCAAGACAAUGUCCUACUUCAUUCAUAUGUGAAAUGGUUUUCCGUUUCAGCUGACUAUAUUGUGAUAGCAACCCUGCUAUGUGCUCUUAUUAUUAAGUUUGUCUUCUUUGAAGAGCACAGGAACUGGGUGAUAGAUAUGAAUGAUAUGUUGGUCAAAGAAAUGGUUCAAGAUCAAGAGAAACGCAAACCAAAAUUCUCAGUUGGAGAUGAUUCCGUUUCGGAAAUUUCUACUCAAACAGAAUGUGGUUUAGAAGAAACCGAAUGGCCUACACUUUCUCCUAGUUCCUCUGCUGCUAAACUAAAUGCAAAGAAACGACCAAUGGCCGAAUGCCUAGAAAUUUAUAGAUCUGAAGGUGCCUGUACAUCUUUGAGUGAUGAAGAAGUUAUAAUGUUAGUGGAACAGUCACACAUACCCCUACAUCGCCUCGAAUCCGUUUUAGGAGAUCCUUUACGUGGAGUAAAACUGCGUAGGAAGGUUAUAGGUGGCAGGUUCCAGACUGAAUUAGCAAUAAAGCAGCUGCCUUACUUAAAUUACGAUUAUUCUAAAGUUUUAAAUGCUUGUUGUGAAAACGUGAUUGGAUACGUUGGCGUACCAGUUGGGUAUGCAGGUCCUUUGGUAGUUGAUGGAAAGGCUUACAUGAUUCCAAUGGCUACAACUGAAGGAGCUUUAGUAGCUUCCACUAAUAGAGGAGCGAAGGCUAUCGGUACUAGAGGUGUGACGAGUGUAGUUGAAGAUGUGGGCAUGACGAGAGCUCCAGCUGUUAAGCUACCAAACGUUGUCCGAGCCCACGAAUGCCGCCAAUGGGUAGAUAAUAAAGAAAACUACGCUUUAAUAAAAGAAGCUUUCGAUUCUACCUCACGAUUCGCUCGUCUCCAAGAGAUUCAUAUUGGAGUAGAUGGUGCCACACUUUAUUUAAGAUUUAGGGCAACAACAGGAGAUGCUAUGGGCAUGAACAUGGUAUCAAAAGGUGCAGAAAAUGCCCUGAAACUCCUCAAAAGUUAUUUCCCCGACAUGGAAGUGAUAAGCUUAUCUGGUAACUAUUGUUCGGACAAAAAAGCAGCUGCGAUUAACUGGAUCAAGGGUAGAGGUAAGAGGGUUGUCUGUGAAACUACCAUCAGCCAUGAAAACUUGAAAACAAUAUUCAAAACUGAUUCGAGAACUCUUGCUAGAUGUAACAAGAUCAAAAAUCUAUCAGGGUCUGCUUUAGCUGGAUCGAUUGGAGGGAACAACGCCCAUGCAGCUAAUAUGGUAACUGCCAUUUUCAUAGCGACCGGGCAGGAUCCUGCUCAAAACGUUACCAGCUCCAACUGUUCCACGAAUAUGGAGAUUUGUGGUGAAAAUGGCGAAGAUCUAUAUGUGACAUGUACUAUGCCUUCCCUUGAAGUGGGUACGGUUGGUGGGGGGACGAUCCUGACAGGCCAAGGAGCUUGCUUAGAGAUUUUAGGAGUCAAAGGAGCCGGAAAUAUACCUGCAGAGAACUCUGCAAGACUUGCUUCGUUGAUUUGCGCAACUGUUCUCGCCGGAGAGUUGAGUUUAAUGGCCGCCUUGGUGAAUUCAGAUCUUGUUAAGUCACACAUGCGACAUAACAGGUCCACUGUAAAUGUUCAAUCAGAUAUGAAUAUAACCCUCAAAGUACCUACAUUAUAA